Ostreobium quekettii is the source of this 714-nucleotide messenger RNA. The record is from the annotation of a GenBank genome assembly. Lineage: Eukaryota; Viridiplantae; Chlorophyta; Ulvophyceae; Bryopsidales; Ostreobiaceae.
AUGGCCGAUGCGGAGGGGCGCAGCGAUGGGUAUGAGUCGGAUGAGGGGCGCAGGAUCAUUGGGGAUGCUCUGGGGCGGUCCGAUCUCGAGGCUGGGGUGGAGGAGAGCGAGGAGGAAGAGAUGGUGUCCGCGCGGGAGACGCUGAAGGCCUGCGAGGACAAGGCGAGAGACAAGACAUGUGCACCGUCUACCAGCGGUGGGGAAUCGGAGGCGGACUGCCGAAUCUGCCUGCUCACGGACAAAAUGAGCAACCUUGUGGCGCCCUGCGCCUGCGACGGUAGUCUGAGGUACUGUCACUACAAAUGCCUGAAGACUUGGGUGAAAGAGCGACGCGCCUUGAGCUGCGAAAUCUGCGGGCAAAGCUACCUGGAGUCGUAUCGAGCCAGACUUGCCAAGACCGUGGCCUGGGCAGAAAAGCAGGAACAGAUGAGAAGGGAUGCUGCUCUUGCAGCACAGUUGACUGGUGGCGGGAGUGGGGAGGCAAUUCUGCCAGCAUCUGAUCGGUCAUCUGGCCGCCUGUGGUGUCGCGUUCUGCUGCUGAUCAUGGUCACGAUUGGCUUGCUGUAUAUUGUGCUGUUCCUCUCAAAGGGGACUCACUUUUCUUUCUGGACGUCGCUUGCCCUAGUUUGUCGAACACCCACCAAGAAAGGCGGGUUUGGGGUGGGAUGGGGGUAUGUAGCUACUUCAGCUGUAGCAGCGCCAAUGGCAUUGUAA